Molecule: messenger RNA, 405 nt
Organism: Boeremia exigua
Lineage: Eukaryota; Fungi; Ascomycota; Dothideomycetes; Pleosporales; Didymellaceae
Exons: 1
Coding region: 1-405 (134 amino acids)
Source: RefSeq, a predicted model, not a curated record
AUGCCAACCACGCCGAGCCACAAAACAGCACGUAACGAACGAUUGACCUCUAGGGUGCACUUCGACCUGCACAUGUCCAUCCACCGCAGUACCAGCACCACCAUGAACUCCUCCAUGAGCGAGUCUGCCCUUUGGACUCUCCCCGGCUUCGACGACGCCGACGACGCGCCACAGACCACUCGUCCCCAAGACGUCACCAAGACGGAGAAUCGCUGGUCGCGCCUCCUCCAAAGCGCCGCUUCAUCGAACCGCGACCGCCACCGCGCCCGCCUCGAGGGCGAUGGCUGGGCCUUCAUCGGCGGCCGAUAUAGUGAUGAACUACAGGAGCUGAGUAGCGAGAGCGCAGAGAGCGUCGACGAGGAGUUCGACGUCGUUGUUCUGGCGAGAGAGAGCGUAGGGUGUUGA